CAAACUGCUUUUUAAAUGGUAGAAAGUGUGGUGUGCCCUGUGUCAGUUGAUGUAACUCAAACUGAUGAAUGUGAACAAGAGCUCAUAACAGUAUCUCCAAAUAGUUGUGAUAAGGCUUAUCAAUCAUUCAAUGGUUAUCUUCACUACUUUAACGGACAAUUAUCUGACACAGGGCGAAAAGGUGUCAAAGGAGCACAGCCAGGUCCUGUUUUGUCAUGGGCGCAACGAGUUAAGAUUGCUGUAGGGGCAGCAAAAGGACUCGAAUACCUACAUGAGAAAGCACAACCUCACAUUAUUCAUCGAGAUAUCAAGUCCAGCAAUGUUCUACUCUUUGAUGAUGAUGUUGCAAAGAUAGCUGACUUUGACCUAUCAAAUCAGGCUCCUGACAUGGCAGCUCGACUCCACUCUACUCGAGUUCUUGGUACCUUUGGUUAUCAUGCACCAGAAUAUGCGAUGACUGGACAGCUUAGCUCGAAAAGUGAUGUGUACAGCUUUGGUGUUGUUCUUUUGGAGCUCUUGACUGGCCGCAAACCUGUAGAUCAUACGUUACCACGUGGUCAGCAAAGCCUUGUGACAUGGGCAACACCGAGGCUUAGUGAAGACAAGGUAAAGCAAUGCGUUGACGCAAGACUAAAUGGAGCAUAUCCUCCGAAAGCAGUUGCAAAGUUGGCUGCGGUGGCUGCCUUGUGUGUGCAGUAUGAAGCUGAUUUCCGACCAAACAUGAGCAUUGUUGUCAAAGCUCUUCAGCCUUUGCUGAAUACUCGAUCUGGCCAUCCUGGUGAGGCACCGUGAUUGUGAAUUCCUACUUCUCCUUCUCGUUCUGUCUUGUUGGGUAAAUGCAUCAUUAAGGUUGUUGGCUGACUGAUGUGUGUAGAGGAUACCAUUUUUCUUGAAGGAUUAAUGAUUCCAGAACCGAUGGUAUGAGGAUUUUUCUUUUUUCUUUUUUCUUUUUUUGUAAUGAAUGAUGUUUAUUUUUUGUCUGUUAAGUGCAUAUGAUCAAGUUUGAAAAUUUCUCCAA
Phoenix dactylifera (date palm) is the source of this 1018-nucleotide messenger RNA. NCBI's taxonomy places the organism in Eukaryota, Viridiplantae, Streptophyta, Magnoliopsida, Arecales, Arecaceae. The record is from RefSeq and is a predicted model, not a curated record.